Molecule: messenger RNA, 747 nt
Organism: Trichophyton benhamiae CBS 112371
Lineage: Eukaryota; Fungi; Ascomycota; Eurotiomycetes; Onygenales; Arthrodermataceae
Exons: 2
Coding region: 1-747 (248 amino acids)
Biological process (GO): magnesium ion transport
Cellular component (GO): membrane
Molecular function (GO): magnesium ion transmembrane transporter activity
Source: RefSeq, a predicted model, not a curated record
AUGAUAUAUCGAGUUUCACCGAAAUAUGGGAAGAAAAACCCUCUAGUCUACAUCUCCAUCUGCUCCACUGUUGGUUCGGUCUCGGUCAUGUCGGUCAAAGCAUUCGGAAUUGCCGUGAAACUCACCCUGGACGGACAUAACCAGUUUACACACCCGUCGACCUACGUUUUUGCUAUCGUGGUUGUCUGCUGUAUAUUGACGCAGAUGAACUACUUUAACAAAGCUUUGAGCCAGUUCUCUACUUCCAUUGUAAAUCCCCUGUACUAUGUCAGCUUUACCACAGCCACUCUAUGCGCAUCCUUUGUUCUUUUUCGCGGAUUUAAUACUACAGACAAAGUCGCCACGAUAUCUCUCCUCUGCGGCUUCCUCGUCAUCUUCUCCGGCGUUUACCUGCUCAACCUCUCCCGGACUGAUCCUGAUGGCCGUGCUACGGGCCGACCAGACGAUGAGGAUGCGGUCCCAACUGAUGGAAUCGCAGGUAUACAGACCCGUCGAUCACUACAAGCACGAAGAAGUAUUGAUCCGCACCGCCGUAGCUCUUCGAGCAUCGCGUACUUCAACGGCCCUAGUGAUAGGGAAGGGCUUAUGCGGUCCUACGACCUCGAGAGCGGUGCAGCCUUUGGUCUAGAGGAUCUCACCGAAGAGCCCGACGAUGCCAGUGACAACCACAGCCCACGUCAGACAAAUGGCACUACAGAGCAUCACCCGGACGACCCUAUUCCCAAUGCGAACGGUACAAAGCCGUGA